Rhagoletis zephyria (snowberry fruit fly) is the source of this 594-nucleotide messenger RNA. Its product is annotated as carbonic anhydrase-related protein 10-like. Lineage: Eukaryota; Metazoa; Arthropoda; Insecta; Diptera; Tephritidae. The record is from RefSeq and is a predicted model, not a curated record. Gene Ontology annotation, biological process: one-carbon metabolic process. Gene Ontology annotation, molecular function: carbonate dehydratase activity; zinc ion binding.
ACAAAACGCAUUCGUACAAACGCAUAAACAUAUGUAGGUACACACUAUCUCACGAAACUCAUACAGUACGAAUGAAAAAUGAAGCUAACCGAGUUGCUGUCCUAUUUUUGCCUGUUACUGUUCACAAGGACACAAGUGUUGCUGGCAGUUAGUUGGGAAGAGUGGUGGACGUAUGAUGGUAUAUCAGGUCCCGCCUUUUGGGGUCUCAUCAACCCGGAGUGGUCACUUUGUAAUAAGGGACGUCGACAAUCACCAGUGAACUUAGAGCCACAACGAUUGUUGUUCGAUCCCAAUCUGAGACCGCUGCAUAUUGACAAACAUAGAAUAAGCGGUCUAAUUAGCAAUACAGGGCACAGCGUUAUCUUCACCGCUGGCAAUGAGACUGUAGCGAAUUAUGAUGGCAUGCAAACGCCAGUUAAUAUAUCUGGCGGACCACUCUCAUACAGAUAUCGAUUUCAUGAAAUUCAUAUACACUAUGGACUUCACGAUCAAUUUGGUUCGGAGCAUAGUGUGGAGGGAUAUACAUUUCCAGCCGAGGUGAGUAAAAAGCAAGCGCGCAAUUUUUUAUUUUCAACAGAGAUUUUCAGCACGUGA